AUGACGGAACUCGAUCGACCAACAGAUUCAACGGGAAUCGAGGUGGAUGCCGAUGCCAGUUCACCAAGUGAUGUGGACAGCAUUCGAAGCGAUCUGACCUCGUUGAGCGAGUCUAUCUAUAGUUAUGUGUACGAGAAUGGUCGGACCUACCACGCGUACGGAUCCGGGACUUAUGUAUGUGAUCUGGAGCUGUGA
Penicillium daleae is the source of this 195-nucleotide messenger RNA. RefSeq names its product Phosphoethanolamine N-methyltransferase. NCBI's taxonomy places the organism in Eukaryota, Fungi, Ascomycota, Eurotiomycetes, Eurotiales, Aspergillaceae. The transcript has 2 exons. The record is from RefSeq and is a predicted model, not a curated record. The coding region runs from base 1 to 195 and encodes 64 amino acids.